GUCUAAUGAUAAAAGCAUCAUUGUUUUUUUUCAUUUUUGAACACAGGAUCAGAUCUAUUCGUCAUCGAUUAUGACGGUAUACCACCCACUCAGGCCCCUGAGUUGUAAUGAUAUCUUGAAUUUCUGCUGAUAAAUGAAAAUAUAAGCAAGAUCUGGCAAAAAAACUGAUAAAAAAAAGUCAAAAAAAUAACCAGGAGUUGUUAGCUAAAAGACAAGAAAUAAGAAGAGGGAUAAACUGAUAAAUUGACAGAACAUAUACAUAAAUAUAUAUCAUAGAGGUCAGGAAAGGGAAGUGGAUAGCAAGAACAGACAAAAAACAAGAUAGCACAUAGAUAAGCAAAAAGAAGGGGAUAACAUAAAAGAUCAACAAGGAAAAAAUAGCAUUUAGAAAAGUAAGAAGAGGUUAGAAUAAAAAGAACCCAAAGAAGGAUUGAAGAUAAAUUGGAAAAGAAAAGAACAGAAAAAAAGAGGAAAGUAUAAUCAUAAAAGGAACAAUCAGUGAAGUUCUUAGGAUUAUUAUAUGUCUUGACAAGUAUUAACCAAUAAAAAAAACUGCCCUUAUAUUGAUUAUUGGACGGAAGAAGAUGUAUUUAUGAGCCUGUUAAAGAGAAAAGAAACAAGAUACAUUUUUUUUAUUUUGAAGAAGUGAAUCAUUAGAAGCUCAGUAGACAGUAUUAACCUAUGAGCUUAAGCAAUAAGGAAGUAUUAAAAUUCAAAUAUUUUAACCAUAUAAAAAUCUUUAAAAAACCAUCCUGAUAUUAAUGUAGGGUAAAUAUUACUGAAUAAUAGAGAAUACAAUAAUUAAAGCCUUAAACUUUGUAAUCUCUUCUCAUUUGAGAUAAUGUGACAAAUGGUAUUGCAUAAAAAACAAAUCAUAAACAAAGAUUUAGAACCUUGGUGGUUAUAUUGUUUGAAAAACAGUUCAGUAGUUGUGGAUGAAAGCCUGAAAUCUAUUCCUGUAAAAGAAAUGAAAAUAAAGCUGAAAAAAUACUAAGUGAAGAUUUGGAUGUUAAAUUAGGAGCCACUAUUGUUGUGCUAAAAGUUGGAAAUAUUGCAUCAAACAGAGAUGUGGAAAUGCUUAUCAAUAUGAUCAAGGAAGAUGAUAUUGAUUUAGGUGCACUAGAAUGUGUAGAAGAGGUUCAAAUUAAUCCACAACAUUACAUAUUGAUUGGAUUCAGGCAAAAAGGAAUGAAUAAGUCUGAUAUUGGUUCUGUACCAUCUUGUUAUUCUAAAAUGUUUGCUAUAUCUAAACAUAUCAUACAAAAAUUUACUACUGAAAGUUCGAUACCAACCUAUGUAGGUAACGAGGGAUGCUUAGCUAAUCUACAGGACACUUCAUGGAGACUUGCUGAAUGGAAAAACUCACUAAGAAUUCAACAUCUACACUCAGUGGAAGAUAUUUCCAAUUUAUUGCUAAAAUUACUUGGUGGGGAAAAUAUUUUAAGCAUUCAACCCUUAAAAGUAAUUGAAUUUAUAGAUUUAUAUUCUAGCUCUAUUAAAAGUAAUAUAACAACAGUACAUGAAGCUGUUAUUUUGAAACUUUUACAUGUAUAUGAAUCUCCUAUAAAAGAAAAUGAAAAACAUUGUGCAAGCUUAAUAUUGUCAGAUAGCAGAUUAGACAUGUUAGAAGAAUGGGUAAAUAUCUAUCCGUAUAGAUCAGAAUUACUAAAACACUUGAUUGCUUAUCCUACUAAUUUAUUCGAGAAAUCAAAAGGAAUAUUGAAUGCAAUCAGAUCAAAUGUCAGGAAAGGUGGUCUUAGGACUUGUAAAAUUACAGAAUAUUGGAAAUUUUUUGAUAUAAUUUGUCUUAAUUUGGAUUGUGACAUCUUCAGUACAAAUAUGCAUACAUUGAAGCAGCACUGGAAAACAUUAUAUAGAUCAAUCAUAGAAUGUUUUUUCUGUGAUAUGAAUAAUUUUGAAGACUUACUGAGAAACAUAAACAUUGGAGCACAUCUCUUAUCAAACAGCUAUACUGCUUUUAAUUCUAUUCACCAUUACCAGCAGAUAAACUUCUCCGAAUUGAGAAGAAAAAGUAACGUUCAUGAUCAGUUGAUUGAAUUUUUAAGUACAACAAAACAUUCUGAGUGUAUGGCUCUGGCUUUGAAAGUUUUAGAUACAUUAAAGUCUUUCCCGAUUGAAACUGAUAUGAAGAUAAUUAUAGAUGCAAUAAUAAAGAGUGUUUGCCAAAGUGAAAUGUGUAGGAGUAUUAUUGAAAUUGAAAGGGGAGAUUUUCUGCUAUUAACAUAUCUUGACAAACAUAUUCAACUACAACAACAUGACCAAUGGAAUAUUUUGGAAUCUAUUGAACAACUUUUACUUUUAUACACCAAGAAUCUGUGUACCAGUGCCAUUGCAAAGUAUAUCAAAUCAAGAGAUAUUAUUGAGAUUAUGAUGGGUACAGAAAUAAAUGAGUUAUCCUUUGACAUACAUAUAUUGAAGAAGCACAUACUUUUACCAAUAUUGCUUCAAAUCCAGGAUAAAAAAGAAGAAAAACAGAUACUAUUACAAUGGAUAAAUAGUUGUGAUGCUAAAUAUCAAUCUAUUAUAAAUCUUAGUGAAACUGCACUUGAACAAAUUAUAAGAAUGACCAACUGGAGCAUAUUUCCCCAAAAUUUGUCUCUGAAAGUAGUCUUGACAAACAGUAAAUUAAAGGAGCAAAUAUUUCGUGAAUUUGUUGACAGUAACUAUAAUGAACUUGUUAGAACAAGUUGUCAUACACAUGAUAAAAGGAUUUGUCAGGCAAUUGUUGAAAAAAGUUAUCUUACACAUGAGGAAAGGAUUUGUCAGGAAAUUGUUGAAAAAAGUUGUUAUGAAGUUAAUAAAAACAACAAAACGUUGAACAUGAUAGAAGAUAUUACAAGACAAGGAUACCAGAGUUGUCUUGAAUUUUUAGAAAUUGUCACUUGCAAGACCAGGGACAACUCGUACAAAAGCUUUGCUGAUACUAAGGAGAACUUACACAAAAGCAUUGCUAAUACUAUGGAGAACUUACACAAAAGCUUUACUGAUAAAAGGGCGAACUUACACAAAAGCUUUGCUGAUACUAGGGAGAAUGCACACAUAAGCUUUGGUGAUUCUAAAGAGAACUUAUACAUGAGCUUUAGUGAUACUAAGGAGAAUGUACACAUAAGCUUUGGUGAUUAUAAAGAGAACUUAUACAUGAGCUUUGGAGGUACAAGGGAGAAUUUACACAUCAGUUGUGCUGAGACUAGAGAGAACAUGUACAAAGGCUUUGCUGACAUUAGGGAGAACUUGCACAUAAGCUUUGAUGAUACUAUGGAAAAUAAUUUAUACCCAAGUUUUGGUGAUGCUUGGGAUAGCUUUCACAUUAGAUUUGCUGACACUAGUGAGAACCUAUACAAAAGCUUAGCUGAUAGUAGAGAGAACUUACACAUAAGAUUUGCUGAUACUAGAAAGAACUUACACAAAAGCUGUGCUGAUACUUGGGAAAAUUUAUAUAUAAGCAUUGGUGAUAGGAAGGAGAACUUUCAUAUAAGCUAUGCUAAAAUUAUGGAGAACUUACUCAAAAGCUUUGUUGAUUCUUGGGAGAACUUACCCACAAGUUUUGCUGACACUAAGGAGAACUCAUACAAAAGCUUUGUUGAUUCUUCGGAGAACUUACCCAUAAGUUUUGCUGACACUAAGGAGAACUCAUACAAAAGCUUUGUUGAUUCUUCGGAGAACUUACCCAUAAGUUUUGCUGACACUAAGGAGAACUCAUACAAAAGCUUUGUUGAUUCUUGGGAGAGCUUACCCAUAAGUUUUGCUGACACUGAGGAGAAUUCAUACAAAAGCUUUGUUGAUUCUUUGGAGAACUUACACAUAAGUUUUGCUGACACUAAGGAGAACUCAUACAAAAGCUUUGAUUAUGCUAGGGAGAACUUGCACAAAAGCUUUGCUAAAGCUAUACAUGAAGACAUUUAUUUACAACUUUGCAAAGACAAAGUAUUGCAUUGGUCUUGUGAGUGUUGUUCUUACCACCAUCACAAUUCAACACAUAAACACUUGUGUCUUGGUAAAACGUUUUGCAUUCAAAUUGAGAACAGUAUAUGUCAUUUUGAAAAUAGGAACUUAUCAAAAAAGCAUUUCCUAUGCAGAUGCCAUGAAAACUUGUGUUCUGGUGUUACAGGCAAUAUACAUUUACAUCAUAAAAAUGAAGGAAAAUUAUUUUCAUUGGAAGAAAUUGCUGUAUCAAAUAGUUCAAAGCAUAUUGUUUUUGAAGACUUUCAAAGUGAACAUAUACCUUUUGUCAAAGAGGGUAGGGUGACUGAGUGUCAAUUAACUUUAACAGAAAGGUUUAAUGCAGUGUUAGGAAUAACCUUCACCGUAACUCAAUGCAUAAUAGCUUUUCUACAAAACAUAUUGCAAAGAAAUGAUUGUAAGAAACAAGAAACUGAUUGUAAGCAACAAGAAACUGAUUGUAAGCAACAAGAAACUGAUUGUAAGCAACAAGAAACUGGUUGUAAGCAACACAAAACUGAUUGUAAGCAACAAGAAACUGGUUGUAAGCAACACAAAACUGAUUGUAAGCAACAUGAAACUGAAGAAUAUGUAAGGAAACAAACUGCAACAAACCUAUCCCUUGUUUUUGGUAUCAUUUCCUGUAAUCAAAUACUUAAAAAUAUUGGGAAGGAAAAAGAAAAUGUAAAUAUACAAUGUCCUGGAAAGUUACAAAAAUGGUUAUCUAUUCAUGGAAAUAGGAAACUUGAGAAUAUUAUACAAAAGGACAAAUUAAUGGAUUUAUUUGAUAUAUUGCAAACAGACAACUCUAAAUGUAUUAAGAGUGAAUUGUAUAAUAUCAUUAACCAUAACAGCAUAUUUAGAAAUGAUGAAAUAACAGCAUACCCAGUUAACGGUUAUAAUGGAAUGUCAAAUGAGAUAUUGAGAGUUGGAUCCUUGAACAAUUUUCCGUCUGAAAACAGCCCAAGUCUGAUUAAGCUAGCUAAAUAUGGAUUUUAUUAUGAAGGAAAGGGAAGAGAAGUUACCUGUUUUUCAUGUGGAAUUAAACACGACGAUUGGUCAUAUCGAUCUAACCCUUUGGAAGUACAUAGACAAAUAUCUCCAUAUUGUGAAUAUUUGAAGACACUUACACCUAGACCCCCUUCAGAGAUUAUAGAGAGUGACUGCCGUCACAAUGCUACCCCAAGAAUGCCAACUACUGAGAUUCCAUAUCAGAAUGGUAUAGGAACAGACUCAAUUCACACAUGUACAGAUGCUUAUGGACCUCAGAUGACAGUUGCAGUCCAAUCUGUUGAUAGUGGACUUUUUGGAUCAUCACUUUCGCAUCGUAGCAAUAACCUUGUGACUAGUAAUUCAACCUCUAUAUCUAGUAUAAGUCAACGAAGUAGUCGUGCUAGCGCUGAUAGUGGAUUUGGUAGUAGUGGUAGUCAUCUUUCAACAGACCAUUCAUCAUCGGCAAGUCAUACUUCAAAUCUGACAGUACCACAGCUUCCACCAUUACUAGAAGGAGGUGAACACAGUAUACAGAGAGUUUCAGGACCUGCAUCCAGGGACAGCCCAGUACCACAAAAUAACAGGAAAAACACACCAAAAGAGAAAUACCCAGAAUAUAUACCUAUAGAGAGGAGAAGAGCCACAUACAAGAACUGGCCACCAAACUUGGACUUUCUUCACCCACUUGAUCUGUCAGAAUGUGGAUUUUUUUAUUCAAAUUUUGGUGACUGUGUCCGAUGUUUUCACUGUGGUAUUGGCCUUAGGAAUUGGGAAUCUGAUGACAAUCCAUGGGUAGAGCAUGCUCGUUGGUCAAGGAAAUGUCCAUACUUACUACAGAGGAAAGGACAAGAAUUUAUUGAUAGCGUUCUCUCUGUACUUGGACUUCAGACGGAUUCAGAAAUUGAAAUGCAAACAGCUAAUGCAGGAACAGAACCUGCAUCACAAGUGUCUUCUGGAUAUGGGACAGCAUCUUCCAAUGACGUGAGAGACCCUAUAUCUCACCCUGCAGCACAGUAUAUCAUUAGAGAAAAUAUAUUUGGUGACAACAAAGAAAAACAAGUCAAAAAGACUAUGAAUCAAUUGUUGCAGAAUCAUGAAUGGGAUGAUAUAACUAAUGACAUGUUAGUCAAUGCACUGUUGGAGAGUAAAGAUAUCAUGGAAAACUUAGACACAAAGACAAAUUCAUUAAAUUUAUCAGAAUCUGCAGUUUCAAAAUCACCGGAGUCUUCUGAUUCAAAGACUCCAAGUACAGGAACAGACGAUAAAAACAAAGAGGAAGAAAGCAAGAAGUCACCUGAGGAGAACCCUGAAAAAAUUCAAAAGGAAAAUGAGGAAUUGAAGGAAUUGUAUACAUGUAAAAUCUGUUUAGAUGAAAGAGUUGGCAUAACAUUUGUGCCAUGUGGGCACCUUGUUACAUGCAAAACUUGUUCUCCAAAAAUUCGUAGGUGUCCAUUAUGUCGUACUUUUAUUCGUGGAACUAUUAAAACGACUAUGUAGUUUUAAAAAAUCCCAAUUUAUGUGCUAAAAUGACAGCAUAUUACCAAAAAUAAAAUCUAUAGCUUGAUGAAAAUUAAAGCAAUACUCAAUAAGUUUGAAUUUUUGUAAGUAUAAUUUAAUGAUUACG
This is a messenger RNA of Mytilus trossulus (common blue mussel), 6577 nucleotides long. RefSeq lists its product as uncharacterized. Gene Ontology annotation, cellular component: nucleus; cytoplasm. NCBI's taxonomy places the organism in Eukaryota, Metazoa, Mollusca, Bivalvia, Mytilida, Mytilidae. The coding region runs from base 1075 to 6450 and encodes 1791 amino acids. Gene Ontology annotation, molecular function: cysteine-type endopeptidase inhibitor activity involved in apoptotic process. The record is from RefSeq and is a predicted model, not a curated record. The transcript has 9 exons. Gene Ontology annotation, biological process: negative regulation of apoptotic process; regulation of cell cycle.